CCAUUUUUGACCCUGGUAAAGAGCACGUUUUAUUUCUCACACCAACCCCAACUUUCUCCAAUCUCCCUUUCCUCCAUUUCAAGCGUGAAAGGAAUUCCAGAAUCCCAGCAAUUGUCUGAGUUUGGUGAACCAAUUCUCAAAACCCUCAAUUUUUAGUGUCUUCCUUAUUAAUCUUUGAUCUUCCCAGAAAUCAAGUGUUGCAAAGUAACCCAAAAAUCAUGGGUGUCCUCCCUAAAAUUGCGCCAUCAAUGCUAUCCUCGGAUUUCGCAAAUUUGGCUUCUGAAGCUCAACGUAUGCUUGAUUUUGGCGCUGAUUGGCUUCAUAUGGAUAUUAUGGAUGGGCACUUUGUCCCAAAUCUUACAAUUGGUGCUCCAGUUAUCGAGAGUCUAAGAAAACACACUCAGGCAUAUCUAGACUGUCAUCUUAUGGUCACAAAUCCACUGGAUUAUGUGGAGCCAUUAGGAAAAGCUGGUGCUUCUGGUUUUACGUUUCAUGUUGAGGUCUCUAAAGACAACUGGCAAGAGCUUGUUGAAAAGAUUAAGUCAAAGGGGAUGAAACCUGGUGUUGCGCUGAAGCCUGGGACACCCAUUGAAGAAGUUUACCCUCUGUUGGAAGGACAUAAUCCAGUUGAAAUGGUCCUUGUUAUGACUGUGGAGCCUGGAUUUGGUGGGCAGAAAUUUAUGUUAGAAACAAUGGAUAAGGUUCGUGCAUUGAGGAAGAAGUAUCCGUCCCUUGAUAUUGAGGUUGAUGGUGGUUUGGGGCCAUCUACUAUCGAUGCUGCGGCUUCAGCUGGAGCAAAUUGUAUUGUUGCUGGGAGUUCAAUGUUUGGAGCCCCAGAACCUGCCCAAGUUAUCAAGUUGUUGAGGAAGAGCGUGGAGGAAGCUCAGCAAUAGGUGAAAUCUGGAAACAAUUAUGCUAAGGCAUCAAGGCUUAUUGAGUUGCUCAGAUAAAUUAAUAAUUUUAAUCGAAACUUCUUUUCGGAUUGACGUAAGUGAGUCACGUAAAUUAUACUUGAGACUACAUAAACUUUGUGCAUUGCAAAUACCGUGUAGUGGUUGUAUAUCAUACAAAAUGUAUGUGUAUUGUCGAGUGUGAUUGGUUUAUCGAAGUGGUACUAGCUUGAGCUUUAUUUUUGGGCUUCUCUCUUGUAUUUGUGGAGUACUCUUUUUUCUUACUCCAAAUUAGGUUUAAAUCCCGUGUAAUGCACAGUUGUUAAAUAUUUUUGACAAUAAUAUUACAAAAUAUAAAGUAUAUAAAGAUAUUCAGAAAUA
This is a messenger RNA of Chenopodium quinoa (quinoa), 1271 nucleotides long. Its product is annotated as ribulose-phosphate 3-epimerase, cytoplasmic isoform-like. Gene Ontology annotation, cellular component: cytosol. The record is from RefSeq and is a predicted model, not a curated record. Gene Ontology annotation, biological process: carbohydrate metabolic process; pentose-phosphate shunt, non-oxidative branch; pentose-phosphate shunt. Gene Ontology annotation, molecular function: D-ribulose-phosphate 3-epimerase activity; metal ion binding. The coding region runs from base 219 to 893 and encodes 224 amino acids. The transcript has 8 exons. Lineage: Eukaryota; Viridiplantae; Streptophyta; Magnoliopsida; Caryophyllales; Amaranthaceae.